Nicotiana tabacum (common tobacco) is the source of this 949-nucleotide messenger RNA. Lineage: Eukaryota; Viridiplantae; Streptophyta; Magnoliopsida; Solanales; Solanaceae. The record is from RefSeq and is a predicted model, not a curated record.
GUUUAACACGACUCUUUUUCUUUUACACUUGUUUUGUGUACUUUACACUUUUUCAUACUCAUAACCUAUAAUAUAAAAGCAACUGAUAUUUUUAGUUCCACAGCACAUAGUUGAAUCUGGCCAAACACCCCCCAAAAAAGAAGCAGCAGCAAAAUCUUGAAUCUGUAGCUUUCUGUUGUAACUUGAUAUAUAUAGGAUGGCGAACAUAGACAUAGCUGGAAUCAUGAAGGAUCUCCCAAAUGAUGGUCGUAUCCCGAAGACCAAAAUUGUUUGUACUUUAGGGCCAGCUUCUCGAUCAGUGCCAAUGCUGGAGAAGCUCCUUCAUGCUGGAAUGAAUGUUGCCAGGUUUAACUUUUCCCAUGGGACCCACGAGUACCAUCAGGAAACCUUAAACAAUCUUAAGAUUGCUAUGCAGAAUACUCAGAUCCUCUGUGCUGUCAUGCUUGAUACCAAGGGACCUGAGAUUCGCACUGGUUUCUUAAAGGAUGGAAAACCAAUUCAGCUGAAAGAAGGCCAAGAAAUCACUGUGUCUACAGACUAUGACCUAAAAGGAGAUGAACAAACAAUCACGAUGAGCUAUAAGAAGUUGGUAGUGGACUUGAAGCCGGGCAAUACCAUCUUGUGUGCAGAUGGUACCAUAACCCUUACUGUUCUGUCAUGUGAUCCAGCGGGUGGAACAGUGAGAUGUCGCUGCGAGAAUACUGCCACCUUAGGAGAGAGGAAGAAUGUAAAUCUUCCGGGUGUGGUUGUGGACCUCCCAACACUUACAGAGAAGGAUAAGGAAGAUAUACUAGAGUGGGGUGUUCCUAACAACAUUGAUAUGAUUGCUCUUUCAUUUGUGCGCAAGGGUUCAGAUCUUGUCAAUGUUCGCAAGGUUCUUGGUCCACAUGCCAAGCGCAUUCAAUUAAUGUCAAAGGUAUGCAGAGUCAUUUAAUCUUUUAUAUUUAGA